Trichoderma asperellum CBS 433.97 is the source of this 1314-nucleotide messenger RNA. RefSeq lists its product as uncharacterized. The record is from RefSeq and is a predicted model, not a curated record. Gene Ontology annotation, biological process: phospholipid biosynthetic process. Gene Ontology annotation, molecular function: phosphotransferase activity, for other substituted phosphate groups. Gene Ontology annotation, cellular component: membrane. NCBI's taxonomy places the organism in Eukaryota, Fungi, Ascomycota, Sordariomycetes, Hypocreales, Hypocreaceae.
AUGUCUACAGUCAACACGCUGCCACUGCAUCAGGGUGAUAUUACCUCAACACGAGGUGGUAGCAGCAUGGCCCCUAACACAAAACAGGCUGUGGCCGAGUGCAUCUCGGACGAUGCCCUGAUCCAUUUGAAGUCGUACAAAUACUCGAGCGUUGAUAAAUCACCAGUGUCGAAAUACAUUCUUGGUCCUUGGUGGAACGCCUUUGUCGAAGUAUUACCGCUAUGGAUCGCGCCAAAUAUGGUCACCCUUCUGGGGUUUUUCUUCAUUCUUUUCAACGUCGCCUUGGUGGUCAUCUAUAUGCCUGAUCUAGUGGGACCAGGGCCGUCAUGGCUGUACUUUAGUUUUGCGUUUGGCCUUUUCAUGUACCAGACGAUGGAUAACGUCGACGGAAAGCAGGCGAGAAGGACCGGCACCUCGAGCGGCUUGGGCGAGCUCUUCGACCAUGGCAUCGAUUCGCUUAACUGCACUCUCGCCAGUUUACUUGAGACGGCUGCCAUGGGACUGGGUACCUCGCCCUCUGGUAUCUUCACGGCCCUUAUUCCGUGUCUUCCCAUGUUCUUCUCAACGUGGGAGACUUACCAUACGCAUACGCUCUACCUCGGCGUCAUCAACGGCCCAACGGAAGGCCUCCUCAUUGCCUGCGGCAUCAUGAUCAUCUCCGGAAUUUACGGGCCAGACGUUUUCACGAAGCCUCUCGCACAUAUCUGGGGCGACCACUUGGAGGGAGUGGCCCAUCUCAUUGGAGACGUCUCUUUCCGGGAUAUCUGGGUUGGCAUGAUCGUCUUCCUGUUGGUCACUACCCAUAUCCCCUUUUGCGUCUUGAACGUCGCCCGUGCGCGCCAAGCGAAGAAUCUCCCUGUUCUUCCCGUGUUCCUCGAGUGGAUUCCAAUGGCCGUCUUCACCGUUUGCACUGGUGCUUGGGUCUUUUCUCCUUACAGCUCGCUCAUGAAGGACAACCACCUCGUCCUCUUUUGCUGCACCAUGUCCCUUGUUUUCGGACGUCUCACUACCAAAAUCAUCCUUGCGCACUUGACCCGUCAACCAUUCCCAUACUGGACUGUCAUGUUGACUCCGCUGGUUGGAGGUGCUGUUCUUGGUAACCUUCCUCGAGUUGGCUUUCCUCAGAUUAGCCCUCAGCUGGAGCUGUUUUACAUGUGGGGAUAUUUCUUCUUCGCAGUGGUGGUUUAUUUCCGCUGGGCUUAUCUGGUGAUCACCAGUAUCUGCAACUUCUUGGGCAUCAAUGCUCUUACCAUUCCAAAGGAGAAGCAGCUGGCCAACAAGCUGGCCGCCAGAGCCGCCACCAAGCUGCACUGA